Messenger RNA from Rhipicephalus sanguineus (brown dog tick), 1758 nucleotides. RefSeq lists its product as uncharacterized. Bases 160 to 1758 code for a protein of 532 amino acids. NCBI's taxonomy places the organism in Eukaryota, Metazoa, Arthropoda, Arachnida, Ixodida, Ixodidae. The record is from RefSeq and is a predicted model, not a curated record. The transcript has 17 exons.
UUCGGAGUCGCCGAGGGCGUGCUCGAUAUUUGAGUAUCGUUGUAAGCGCCAUUUCUGCUGCAAGCACCCGUGUUUACGCAGUUAAUAGCGCACACUGCCGAGGGUAACCAUCGUAGUAGAAACAGUGCGCGUCGCUCGGAACUGCUGACGGCGUUCUUCAUGAGCUGCUGUGCCUACGGCUGCCGCAGUCGCUUCGCCGACGGAAAGAAGCUUUUCUCUCUGCCGUCGGGAAAGCGUGACAGGGAACGAAGGCUGACAUGGCUGCUGCGCAUCGGGCGCGCGAAUUUCACCGGCACCACGUCCACGCGUCUUUGCGAGGAUCAUUUUACGCAAGACCAAUUCGAGCCUUUGAUCCUGCAAAAUCUUGGCAUAAAGAAACUGAAGCUAGACGCUGUACCCAGCAUCUUCACGCCAUUCGUGAAAAUCAAGCAAGAAGUGACCGACACUUCCACUGAUGAUGUGAAAGACCCGUCUUUGACUUCCGCGCAUGGCAUCCAGGAUUCUCUGGCGGCUACGUCGGAAACCACUCUGCAGAUUAGCAACAUUCGUACUGAAGACACUUUUACUGAAGACGUCAAGGCCCCUUCUUUAAUUUCGACGCAAGGCAUCCAGGAUUCGCUGGCGGCUUCGUCGGAAACCACUCUGCAGAUUAGCAACAUUCGUACUGAAGACACUUUUACUGAUGACGUAAAGGGCCCUUUGAUUUCGACGCAAGGCAUCCAUGAUUCGCUGGCGGCUUCGUCGGAAACCACUUUGCAAAUAAGCAACAUUCGUACUGAAGACACUUUUACUGAAGCCGUCAAGGACCCUUCUUUGAUUUCAACGCAAGGCAUCCAGGAUUCGCUGGCGGCUUCGUCGGAAACCACUCUGCAGAUUAGCAACAUUCGUACUGAAGACACUUUUACUGAUGACUUCAAGGACGCUUCUUUGAUUUCGACGCAAGGCAUCCAGAAUUCGCUGGCGGCUUCGUCGGAAACCACUCUGCAGAUUAGCAACAUUCGUACUGAAGACACUUCUACUAAAGACUUCAAAGACCCUUCUUUGCAUUCCACGCACGGCAUCCAGGAUUCGCUGGCGGCUACGUCGGAAACCACUAUGCAGAUUAGCAACAUCCGUACUGAAGAUGCAGCUUCUUGGCCCGAAAGCCAUGGUACGUCGUCAGGGACGUCGGAAGAGAAGCCUUAUUUUGCUUCGUACUCAAUCGUGACUCCCACUUUUUUCAGCCGAUCCUUAGCCGGCCACGGCGCCCCGGUCUGCUACGGGCCGCCACCAGAGAACCAGAUUCUUCCUUCACUAAGCAACGCCGAGCUCCACAAACGGAUGCUCGAACUCGAAUAUCAAGCGGAAAGCGCACGGCGUAGAUUGCAGCUGGCGAAUCGCCAGAAGAACAAAGUGAUCAGAGAGUAUGAGAAACUGAAAUCCGAAGUGGCUCACUUUGGCUCCGGAUCACUGAACUGCAUGGCGAAGAGCUCGAGGGAUCGCAGUGGUCGGAGGACCCAUUCGCAAAGCACUAAAAACCGGAGCGAACAGGAAUUCUUCAGAGCCGCGUUCAACCGGACGCGGCUGUACCUGACCGUACCGCCCGAGGACUGCACCAGGACGAACAUCAACGAACUCGCGACCAGGUUGAGGUCCCUCCGUCUCGACGGAUUCGAAUUCUACAUGAAGGGGAACGAGAGCGCCGAUGACGUCAGGCUCUGCUCCAACCUCAUCGACCGAUUCGUUUCUUUGAAAGGUGGGCUACUCUUCGUAGCAUAG